GCCAGACCUCUUGACCGUGUGUGGAAUGUUUGACGGUUUGUUUAGACUGAUCACCACAUGGAUUAACUAUGUCUCAACGUUCGCUUCAUUUUACUACCUUUUAACGCUAAAUUACCAAUCCCAUUUCAACAUGGCUCCCAGGAAUAGGUUUGAGAGUGAGUACAAAGCAAAUUUCAUACCACAUGAAGUGAGUCCUGUUUUAGCAAGAAAACCACAACUACAACUUGAACAAAAUGACCAAGAACCACCUCGAAGAGGUUUAAAGAAAAAAGAUGAUUUACUGAAACCUUCUAAGUCUGCGAUGAAGGAGAAUCGGGCUUUACAGUACAAAGCUGGCCUGGCUCCACCCAUGAAAACCCGUGACAGAUUACGAUAUCAAUCAGAAUACAAAAAACAGUUUGACUGGAAGAAGCCCUUAGAACAAGAAGCUCCAAUCCUCUCAGCAGAAAAGAUGAUUUAUGGGGUACACAGAGAUGACCAUCCAGUUAAAGCUAGUAAAGUAAAGAUGCCGAAGAAAACAGAGUACCAGUUACAGUUUGUGAAACACCCAUUAAUAUCCUCGCCUGAGACAAGAAAAGAGUUAUUAGACAAGCACCUGAUUGAAUGGAAAGAGCCUAGUGUUCCUGCAGGGAGGCCAUCAAGUAAACCACCACAGCCUUCACCUCCUGUUCCAAAGAAAACUAUGACAUUCCAAAGUGAAUACCGUGCUAAUUUCAAGUCUCCUGUAAAGUAUGAGUACGUCAAAGGUGCAUGGUUAGGAGCAGAACAUCCUCACAUUCUCCACCCUGAUAAGGUUCCAGACAAUGAGAAUAAGCAGGAACCUACAAGUAUCCACCCAUGGUACCAACAGGUGAUAGAGCUACGUGAAAAAGUGCGCAUUUACAAAGCUCGAGCAAGAGAAGGGUCUUAUUUUAUUAGCUUACUAAAAAACCUUAAAGAAAAUGGUUUCUUAGUGGAAACAGAUGAUGCUGCAGAGAAGCCAAGGGAACGAACAGGAACACCAUCCAAAGCUGAUCCUAGGAGUCCUCCACAGAAUAAGAAUAGACAACCUAGUGUUGUGACUGCCCCAGAUAAAGAUGACCAAGUAAAACAAGCGGAGGGUGACGAGAAGACGAAAGACGGAGGGGGGCCGCCUAAGACCAAAGCCCCACCACCACCGUUACCAACAACAGCAGAAAAACCCCCACAAAUCGACCACUCCCAAAAGAUCACUAAGCGUCCACCUGACGACCCGACCACCAAAACAGACAGACAGCUAGCAUAUCACAAGAAAUCUGCUUCAGAAAAUAGUGAUAAUGAGAAAGAUGAAUACCUAUGGAAUAGAGAACUCGCUCUUCCCGGCCCAUCGUUGAGGAAAACUCAUUCUAUCGAUACCAUCUCCCAUGAGAGCACCAUAGCAUCAGACGAACAACAAGAACCAAGACGCGAGGCGUGGUCCGAAUAUAAACCCGCGCGCGGUUUAGUAAUCCCACCGUAUGGUGUAUCAAGCUCUUCUGCUACUGUCGUUGCAUCAGAUUCACAAUCAGAUAUAAUCUCGUUAUCAGAAAUAGAUGCACCGUUUGGCAAUGAAGAGAUUUCUCCUCCCAAAGAGCCCGAGCGCCCUGCGAUAUCUAGAGCAACGCGAAAGCUGUUCACAGGUAGAAGACAAGAUCCCAACGACAAGGCUGACUCUUUCUCGUCUGAUGAUGAGAGGUCAGUCUGUAGCUACAGUUCCAAAGGAAGUGAUGUAUUGUCGGUAGAAGCCAUGGAAAAACGAAGGGCGAUGGCUUCGGAAACUUUACAACGAGCUCGAAGACGCCAAGCUCAGUUAUAAUCAACGCGUCUAUUUCAUUAUCAGAAUACUAGUUACUAGACUUGGUGUACGUAUUUGCUUUUAUCUAAAGUAAAUCUUAGGAGAUUUUGGUUGGAAAUUUUCCUUUUGUUUUUAAUGCAUAUACAAUAGCUAGAGAUGUUUAAAUACAGCAGCCAUACGUACAGCUGCUUCUAGUAGGGUAAAAUGAACAACUCAUGAAGCUUGUAAGAAACCAUGCUAGGAAAAUAGUUGGAAUAUAAGAUAGCGAAUGAACCAGCUAGGGAAAAAGACUCCAGAUGGAGAAAGCUUCACUCUCAUUCACUUAUAAAAGAGGCGAUAUUGGCCAUGAAGUAGCCUGUGAAUAUGGCUCUCCGGCGAGGGGAGGGGAUGGGAGCCAUGAAGAAGACCAAACCAACUAGUCUAUCUAAAAAAAUGAUUAUAAUUGAAAAUAAAAAUAAAAGUAAAAAUCCCG
This is a messenger RNA of Actinia tenebrosa (Australian red waratah sea anemone), 2264 nucleotides long. RefSeq lists its product as uncharacterized. The record is from RefSeq and is a predicted model, not a curated record. NCBI's taxonomy places the organism in Eukaryota, Metazoa, Cnidaria, Anthozoa, Actiniaria, Actiniidae. Gene Ontology annotation, biological process: negative regulation of centriole replication. Gene Ontology annotation, molecular function: microtubule binding.